This is a messenger RNA of Emiliania huxleyi CCMP1516, 540 nucleotides long. RefSeq lists its product as hypothetical. The annotation marks the transcript as partial. The record is from RefSeq and is a predicted model, not a curated record. Lineage: Eukaryota; Haptophyta; Isochrysidales; Noelaerhabdaceae. The transcript is spliced from 2 exons.
UCGCAGGUGGCGUGCGGCGGCUUACACACGUGGGUCCUGUGCAAGGAUGGGAAGCUCUUCUCGCGCGGGUGCAACGACGAAGGCCAGCUUGGCCGCCAGGGCGACACGUGGUCGCUGCAGGAGGUGACCGGCCUGCCUAGCGACGUGGUGGCGUCGCAGGUGGCGUGCGGCUCUAAUUACACGUGGGUUCUGUGCGAUGACGGGCGGCUCUUCUCCUGCGGCCACAAUCAGUUCGGCCAGCUGGGCCACAGUAACACCUACUACUCGUCGUCCUUCACGCUGGAGGAGGUAGACGUGUCGGGUCUAGACGGUGCGAUGCCGUCGCAGGUGGCGUGCGGAAAUGGACACACAUGGGUGCUGUGCAAGGGAGGGCGGCUCUUCUCGUGCGGCGACAAUGGCUACGGCCAGCUUGGCCGCACGGGCAACAAGAGGUUGCUGCAAGAGGUGGAGUGUCCAGACGGCGCGGUCGCUUUGCAGGUAGCUUGCGGUGGUAAGCACACCUGCGUACUGUGCGAGGGAGGGCGGCUCUUCUCGUGCGGU